Spea bombifrons (plains spadefoot toad) is the source of this 6313-nucleotide messenger RNA. It is a transcript of the gene PHLPP1, whose product is annotated as PH domain and leucine rich repeat protein phosphatase 1. The record is from RefSeq and is a predicted model, not a curated record. Bases 611 to 5251 code for a protein of 1546 amino acids. Gene Ontology annotation, molecular function: protein binding. Lineage: Eukaryota; Metazoa; Chordata; Amphibia; Anura; Pelobatidae. The transcript is spliced from 17 exons.
AAAUGAAAAUGCCUGUUUUCGGGUAAUUUGGUUGUCUUUUGAUGUUGUGAAUGUAUGAUUAUGCUCUCACUGGAUGUAACGGUAGGAAAGGGUGCUUUGGGAAGCUGCGUGUAGCUACUAUUUGUCAGUGAGCUGUGAGCGCGCCCCACCCAGAUAUCUCGAACACUAGAUGGCGCUAGAGCACACAGUACUUCUGCUGGCCGUGACGCAGCUAGCGCGCUUUGCUAUGGGCCCGCCCCCUCCCGCUGUCACUGCAUAUUCAUGAGCUCUGCUGUGUCCAGUGAUUAGUGAGCGCUGCUCUCCCCACCUCUCGUCGAGCUGCUUAAUAUUGAUGAGCCUCGGUAACAGAUACACACCCUCGGUGUAUGGAGCGACGGGGGCUGUCUAUCUGAAGCAAUUAAGGAGGGAAUGCUAGAUCAUCAACAUCAUCUCCAUGAUGGCGCAGGGCAGAGCUGGGGCUUCCUAGAAGCGCUCCCCGUGGAAUGCUUCACCUCGUCCCGUGGAAUGUCGGGGGAUUACCCGUAGAGUCUUCGUGUUGUCUGCCGUGGAGUGAUCCAGGAUCCUCUAUAGAUAGCUGGAAGCUUCGCGUUCGCACCUUGUCACACGAGCCAUGGAGCAGGGAGCCGUCGGGAUCCCCUUAGUGGGGCCGGCAGAGGAGAAGAAGAGGCGCCCGGUCCCCGACGGGAGCUCAGCUCCGGCCAGUCUCCAACCUCCCCCAGCCGGGUCAUCCAGCGCGAACUCCAUGCUGCUCCGGAGGAGGCGGCGGCUCAAGAGGAAUGUGUCCGCCGCCCCCUCGUCGGCUUCGCAGUGUGCUGCCACCCCCUCCCCCGGGCCUGGUACCCGCAGCCUGGACAGGAAGAGCCUGAUGAAGUACAAGCAGUGGGUGCAGCUGCAGCCCCAGGACCGCGAGUGGGUGCGCUCCGAGCUGCGGAGGGGCUGCAUUCAUGUGUACGAGCGGCACGCCUCCCCCUGUCUCAAGCCGCUGCUCUGCACCCUGGAUACCCCGGCAAGCGAGGUUGCAGCCCGCCUCCUCCGGCCGGGGGGAAGCUCGUCGGGUGUUAUGAGGGUGCUGGGCCAGGCUCCGAGUGCGGCCGCUGCGCCCGGCGAUGUUAAAGCGGAGGCGGCCCCUGGCAGAGAAGCUUGGGUGGGCACUCCUCAGAAAAUCACUCGGAGAGACCAGGAGGUGGGCUGCCCGGCCAGUGUGGUGAUCGGACUCACUCGGGAAUGUUGGGGUGCCGGGGAAGCGCAUGGCAUCUCCCAGCCCGCGGAGGAAGCGCUGCACCCCAACUCGGACUCUGACAGCCUGAGCCCCACUGUAUGCCAGGGGCUGGAGCUCUUCCACUGCGGGGCUGCCUCUUCCACCUCGUCGUCCUCUGUUGAGGAGCUGGCCGGGGAGCCCCCGAUCUCCCAGGCGGUGACUGUACCUGCCCAGCCCCUGCCAGCUCUGAAGCAGGGCCACGGGGCCCUCUAUGUGCAGCUUCACGGAGAGGGUAGCCGGAGACUGGAGCCGCACGAGAAGCCCCUGCAAGUGCAGAAUGACUACCUCUUCCAGCUGGGCUUCAGGGACCUGUGCAGGGUGCAAGAGGAAGGCAUGGAGCCCGAAAUCGGCUGUCUCGUCCGUUUUUAUGCAGGAAAGCCAAAUGGAACAAGUAUUUCUGAACGAACUCAGCUCUCUGGAACCUACAAUGUUCGGAAAGGGAAAAUGCAGUUGCCUGUGAACCGUUGGACAAGAAGGCAAGUUAUUCUGUGUGGGACAUGCCUUAUUGUGUCAUCGGUGAAGGACAGCCAGGCUGGGAAAAUGCACGUACUCCCUCUAAUUGGUGGAAAGGUGGAAGAGGUAAAGAAACACCAGCACUGCCUGGCAUUCAGCUCCUCCGGACCUCAGAGUCAGACAUACUACAUCUGUUUUGACACAUUCACGGACUACUUGAGAUGGCUGCGACAAGCCUCCAAGAUUGCAUCUCAGCGCAUCAGUUCUGUUGACCUUUCUUGCUGCAACUUGGAACAUCUGCCCGAGAGCUUGUUUUACAGUCAAGAUCUUACACAUCUCAACCUGAAACAGAAUGCCCUCCGGCUGUGUCUUGCACCUACAGCAGAAGGGACACUUGAUGAUCUCCAGAGGUUCACCAAGUUGAAGAGCCUCAACCUUUCUAACAAUAAUUUGGGAGAAUUUCCCCUGGCUGUUUGCAGCAUUCCCACUUUGACAGAACUCAAUCUUUCAUGCAAUGCACUUCAGGCCAUUCCCCCAGGUGUGGGCGACAUGAACAACCUGCAGACGUUCCUUCUCGAUGGCAACUACCUCCAAGUGCUCCCUGCCGAACUUGCAAACAUGCAGCAGCUAAGCUAUCUAGGCCUCUCCUUCAAUGAGUUCACAGAAGUUCCUGAGGUGCUGGAAAACAUGGUGGCCAUUGACAGGCUGUGCAUGUCCGGAAAUGUUCUGGAGGUCUUGCAGCUGCAGGUUUUGAGAAGAAUGCCUCAGAUAAAGCAUGUUGAUUUAAGGUUGAAUGCAAUCAAGAAAUUGUUGGUAGACGAACCCGACUUUCUACUUCAUAUAACCCAGUUGGAUCUGCGAGAUAACAAGAUGACUGAACUUGAUGUGACCGCUUUCAGUAACCUAGAAGUCCUGCAUUGUGAGAGGAACCAUUUGACCUCGCUCAAGAUUAGUGGCUACUUUUUAAAGGCUCUCUAUGCUUCAUGUAAUGAGCUCGCUGAUGUUGAUGUGUAUCCAGCCCCCUGUCAUCUAACCUACAUAGAUAUUUCCAGAAAUGAUCUGGACUGCCUUCCGGAGUGGGUUACUGACAGCAAGAACCUAGAGGUUCUGGAUGUAAGCCACAACCACCUAAGUGAGCUUCCUGCUGGGUUAUUCUGCACCAGUGGUCUGCGCAAGCUGCUCGCCGGUUACAACAACCUUGUCCGACUUCCGGAUCACAUCGAAUGCACGCAGCUAGAGGUAUUAGACCUGCAACAUAACCAGCUCACAGAGCUUCCGGCAAACUUGUUCCUAAAAUCAGAGAGCUUAAGAUGCUUGAAUGCCUCUUCUAACCGCUUGGAAAUGCUCCCAGCCUCGUGCCUGUCAGAGGAGACCCAGAGCGUGCUGCAGGAGCUGUAUCUGACUAAUAAUAACCUCACAGACAAGUGUGUGCCCUUAUUAACAGGACAUCUACGUUUGAAGAUCCUACACAUGGCCUUCAAUCACCUGCAGACCUUUCCAGCAAGCAAAAUGGCCAAGCUGGAAGAGCUAGAGGAAAUAGAUAUCAGCGGAAAUAAGCUGAAAGCGUUGCCUACCACCAUCAUGAACUGCAGACGUAUGCACACAGUGGUCGCCCAUUCCAACUGCGUGGAGGUCUUCCCUGAAGUCAUGCAGCUCACUGAAAUCAAGUGUGUAGACCUUAGCUGUAACGAACUGUCUGAAAUAACGCUGCCUGAAAAUCUGCCUCCCAAAUUACAAGAACUGGACCUCACUGGAAACGCCCGCCUGCUUUUGGACCACAAAACACUGGAGCUGUUGAAUAGCAACAUACGAUGUUUCAAGGUGGAUCAGCCUUCGUGUGGAUUCUCUGCCAGUGAAGGAUCCGGUGCACCAGCAGUCUGGAGUCACGGAUAUACCGAGGCGUCCGGGAUGAAGAACAAGCUCUGUGUGGCAUCCGUGUUGGUCAACAACUUCUGUGAUAACAGGGAAGCUGUGUAUGGUGUGUUUGAUGGGGAGCGGAAUGCAGAGGUACCCAGUCUGUUGCAGUGCACCAUGAGUGACAUUCUGGCUGAUGAGCUGCAAAAAACAAAGAGCGAGGAGGAGUACAUGGGGAACACCUUCCUUGUCAUGCAAAGGAAGCUGGGCACGGCGGGGCAGAAGAUGGGAGGCUCAGCGGUUCUCUGCCACAUAAAGCACGAUCCCAUGGACCCCACAGGCUGCUUCACGCUGACCUCUGCCAAUGUGGGCAAGUGCCAAACUGUGCUGUGCAGGGAUGGGAAGCCACUGAACCUGUCCAAGUCUUACACGGUUAGCUGCGAAGAAGAACUGAAGAGGGUGAAACAGCACAAGGCUAUCAUCACAGAGGAUGGGAAAGUGAAUGGAGUGACUGAUUGUACUCGUAUUUUGGGAUACACCUUUCUUCACCCCAGUGUUACCCCUAGGCCUCACGUUCAGUCUGUUGCACUUACUCCUCAAGAUGAAUUCUUCAUUCUUGGGAGCAAGGGCUUGUGGGAUAGCCUAUCAGAAGAGGAGGCUGUGGAAGCCGUUAGAAAUGUACCAGAUGCGCUGGCAGCCUCCAAGAAAUUGUGCAGCUUGGCUCAGAGCUAUGGAUGCAGCUCUAGCUUGUGUGCUGUGGUGGUCCAACUCAAUGUCACAGAGGACUGCUUCUGCUGUUGUGAAAUGAAUGGUGGGAUACCACCUCCAAGUCCUGGGAUCUUCACCCCCUCUGUCAAUGUUGUCAUCAAGGACCGUGCCCAAGAUAGCCUAGGUAUGCCAUCAUCCAGCAGUGGUCUGGCCUCAGAGAUCAGCAGUGAAAUUUCCACAUCAGAAAUGAGCAGCGAAGUAGGAUCCACAGCGUCUGACGAACCGCCUGCUGUGUCACUUCAUGAGAACGGAGUUGGACCUGCCGUGUGUCCAAUUGAACAACGAUGUACACUACAUCCUGUCUGUCUCUCCAGCUCCUUCCAGCGGCAGUUGUCCAGUGCCACCUUCUCCAGUGCCUUCUCUGACAAUGGUUUGGACAGCGAAGAUGAGGAGCCCAUUGAAGGCGUAUUCUCAAAUGGGAGCCGUGUUGAAGUAGAAGUUGAUAUUCACUGUUCUCGAACCAAGAACGGAGGACAGACUAUACCUACCGUUCUUCCAGAGACCGCUGAUGAGGGCAUUGUUAUCAGCGCCAAUGAAGAUGACCCUGGGGGGCCAGGGAGAAGGCAGGACUUCUCUUCUAACACUCUUGGUCGCCAGAGAAGAGGCAAUGGCUCUGUAGCACCUCUAGAAAGAAGCCACAACCUGAUUGAGAUUGCGGCUGAUGCUCCUUUACGAAAGGCAGGCGGUUAUUUUGCAGCCCCAGCCCAGCCUGAUCCUGAUGACCAGUUUAUUAUACCACCUGAACUUGAAGAGGAAGUAAAAGAGAUCAUGAAACAACAUCAGGAACAGCAGCAGCAACAAUUACAACAACAAUUACAACAGCAGCAAUUACAGCAACAGCUACAGCAACAACAGCUGCAGCAACAUAGGCAGUAUCAAAUGGACCAGUUGCAAGACUAUGAUGAUACACCACUAUGACCCUUGGGUUCUAUGCUUCAUUUUAAAAGUCCUGAGCUUUCUCAGCUCUUCCAGUGACAUGUGAAAAAUCAAACUUUUAGGUACCUUUUUGAAGCAUCUGCUCUUACCCCACACUUAAUCCUUUCCUAAAUCUUUCUUAUGUCCUCUUUUUGCUCUUCUUUUCUUUAGACUCACCGUUCACUCCCCCACCUUUUUGUUUUAAUAAUCACCAGCUACAGACGCUUUAACAAAAAGUUUUAAUCACUGUUUUCCAUAACAUAUCAUAUGUUUAAGGAAAUCAAAGGAGUUUGAAGAUAAAAAAGUUUUGAUGAAAAAAUGUUUAAUAUAUUGCAGAGAAACAAAUACAGAUUUGUAAUAUUUUUUAAGAAAAAAAUAAAAAGAAUAGUUUUGUUUACUGAGGAUAUGAAGCAGUGUGUCCAUGCUGAAGAAUUGUAAUGUAAUGCGCCUUUUUGGAUGAGAAAAAGGAAAAAUGAAUGCCUUUUUUUGUAGAAUGUGGGUUUUGAAAGUGCUAGGUAUUUGUAGAUCAAUAUGACUUAACUCUUAGGAGUUGCUUACUCUUUCCGGUGACUUAAAUCACGGAGUUUCACUAAUUUUCUCUGAGAGAACAGUUGAUUAGGAAAAAUGACUCUUUCACUGCUGGCAGAGACUGUCCGCUUGCACUUAAAGAGUUACUGUAUAUAGCUUACAUAUUGUAUAGUGUUCCAGUAUGAUUCACCCUGUGGUGCUGCAGCUGUGCGGAGGUUUUGCUGGAUACACACAUCGAGGGCAAUGUUCUCAGCUGAUCACUGCGUCACUGGGGGAAUUAAAAUAUGUUGUAGUCUUGGCAAGGCACAACCAGGAAUUGGAGGAUUUCCUUUAUCUAUGAAUUACAAUAUGUUCAGAUAGACCAUGUUAACCUUUCCUUCCAACUUGCCUUGUGUCCUGUUUCGCCACCACAAUCCAGCAUGAUUGUACAGAGCUAAUUUUAGAUGAUUCAACCUGCCCAGAGUUAUAUCAAUGCCGAAUGCAAAUGGACAUGUCAUCAUUUUUGGUAUAAUAAACAUCAGACUUUACAAUGAAUAA